Messenger RNA from Ficedula albicollis (Collared flycatcher), 1086 nucleotides. It is a transcript of the gene LCMT1, whose product is annotated as leucine carboxyl methyltransferase 1. NCBI's taxonomy places the organism in Eukaryota, Metazoa, Chordata, Aves, Passeriformes, Muscicapidae. Gene Ontology annotation, biological process: C-terminal protein methylation. The annotation marks the transcript as partial. The transcript has 11 exons. The record is from RefSeq and is a predicted model, not a curated record. Gene Ontology annotation, cellular component: cytosol. Gene Ontology annotation, molecular function: protein C-terminal leucine carboxyl O-methyltransferase activity.
GGGGCCGCCGCCGGCCCCGACGAGGCUGACGAAGCGGUGCGGGGAACCUGCGAGGACGCGUCCGUCUGCAAACGGUUUGCUGUCAGUGUUGGUUACUGGAAGGACCCUUACAUCCAGUAUUUUGUGAGACAAGCCAAAGAAAGGAAAGCACCUGAGAUCAACAGAGGUUAUUAUGCUCGUGUGCACGGGGUCAGUUACCUGAUCAAGGCUUUCCUGGAGAAGACAGAGUGCAACUGUCAGAUUGUUAAUCUUGGGGCUGGCAUGGACACCCUGUUCUGGAGACUGAAGGAUGAAAAUCUUCUCCCUAGAAAAUAUUUUGAAGUGGAUUUUCCAAUGAUUGUCGCAAGAAAAAUCCAUAAUAUCAAAUCAAAACCUCCCCUGUCAAAACCAAUUAUGGAAUCCCAUUCAGGGGACUCUCUUCUAAUAGAUUCCCACAGCCUGGACUCCAGUCGAUAUUCCAUAGUAGGAGCAGACCUCCGCUGCUCAUCAGACCUGGAGGAAAAGCUAAAGAAACAUGGCCUGGAUGUACAUUUGCCAACGCUGCUGGUGGCCGAGUGUGUGCUGGUUUACAUGACCCCCCAGCAGUCUGCAAACCUGCUCAGGUGGGCAGCAAGCACCUUCCCCGUGGCCAUGGUUAUCAAUUAUGAGCAGGUGAACAUGGGGGAUCGCUUCGGGCAGAUCAUGAUCGAGAACCUGCAGCGCCGGCAGUGCAACCUGGCUGGGGUGGAGCUCUGCAGCUCCCUGGACUCCCAGAGGGAACGACUGCUGGCAAAUGGCUGGGAGGACGCCCGUGCCAUCGAUAUGAUGAAGGUGUACAGCUUCCUGCCACAGGCUGAUGUCAAAAGAAUAGAAGCCCUUGAAUUCCUGGAUGAAAAGGAACUGUUUGAACAACUGAUGCAGCACUACUGCAUCUGCUGGGCUUCCAAGGACAGCAGCAACCUGGGUCUGGCAAACAUUGACUUCUGAGGGCUGCAGAGAGGGGAGCCCUGGGGAGCCCCGUGACUGCCUUGGCUCAGCCAGGACGUGAAGGGAUGGGAUUUGCACGAGGCAGCCCCAGGCUGUGGCUGGGGCAGCUCCUGCUGCUGC